This is a messenger RNA of Lytechinus variegatus (green sea urchin), 2222 nucleotides long. Its product is annotated as mucin-4-like. NCBI's taxonomy places the organism in Eukaryota, Metazoa, Echinodermata, Echinoidea, Temnopleuroida, Toxopneustidae. The transcript is spliced from 3 exons. The coding region runs from base 164 to 1327 and encodes 387 amino acids. The record is from RefSeq and is a predicted model, not a curated record.
GAGCAAGAUCGAUACGUCUUCAACAGAACCUACAGGUUUAUCCUCAAAAAGCACUCCCUUGUUAUCAACCCUAGCAGAGGCAAAUACACAUGCUCUGGUUUCAACUUCUGCACGAGAAAAAACGCUAGCAUCGCAAUAUCCUCCCACCAAUCGGAUAACAAGAAUGGAUUCCACCAUCGUGAAGUCUACGAAAGAAGCUACAGUGAAGCCAUCCUCUGACAAACCUACAUCCGAUGUGACACCGACCUCCCCGGAAGCUACGCGGGAGCAUCAGCAUCCAAAAGUUUCAGAGACAGAACCGGUUUGGGAGGACACUACAAGUUCAAAGAUGUCUACUAGUCUCAGUGAAAUAAACACUCUGUUCGGAUCAGAAGAACAUACACUUUCAUUCACAGAUAUCAUGGAUAUGGCGACUUUGUUAUCAACAGCAACUGAAGGAAACACCGCAACUUUGUUUUCUGCGUUAGCAAAACAAACCACGCUUCCAAACGAUCGUGAUACAACCGUGAAUCGUGUCACACAGUUUACUGAUAAUACUGUUACAAGAACUAUGUUAUCACAUAUAACACCAGACGGGCUAUCUACAACAGCUGAACUUUUAGAAGAACCUCCUGGAAUAUCGAUAUCUUCUGAUCUCACCAGCCCCGAAACUUUGACGGGAAGUGAUAAAUCAGAGAUAUAUUCCACUUCCUUGACGGAGCGGAUGGCAUCCGCAAUGGAAACAACGUCGGAAGAUAUCCAUUCGCCUACAACCCGAUUUGAUCUCUUGACAUCAGCAAAGACAACGUUGGCAGAGACGUCCAGCGCUUUGGCAUUUACAUCCUCGAUAUCUAAAAGUACGUUCACAUCUAAAUCUAAAGAGGAUAUUACUCUAAUAGAAACGGGACAAACUGCUUUAGUUGGUGAUCGAAGCACGAACUCUUCUAAUCUUGUAUCCUCUACGUCGAUUAUCAAAACAACUGCUGAACCAACGGAGGCGACGACCGUUGAGACAGUGAUGACAUUGGCAUAUGAAACAGAAACACAAACGAUACGAGAUGACAUUUCACCCGAUGCCACUAGCAGUGAGAGUUUUACCCACCACUCCAUCCCUACUUUCCAGUACAAUAGAGGAGCUGACAAUGCCUUACCAUGGUGGAUGCAUCUCAUUAUCGUAUGUGUCGAAACAACUCUUGUUCUAGCUUGCGUUGCUUUUAUAUGGUACAGGAAGAGGAAGGCUACCAAUAAGAUCCAGCGCUCCCUUGAUACCGAAAGUGGCACCAUGUCUUCAGCAAAUUCAGGUUCGGAAAAGGGAAACGACGCGUCUGUGACAAUUGGCGAUGAUUGAACCGGAACUUUUUGACAGAUUACUAAGGAAUCACAUUCUUUUUGUAUAAUUUGUACUAAAGUAAAGAUAACUAUAAAAAAAUAGUCAAUAUGCUUCAAUUGGACGUACAUUCAAGGUUAUCUUUUGAAAUAAACUCUUAGAUAUUCGGAAGCCAUGGAACUUUGAGCUUAACACUCUUCAUUAACAUUAGAACUACAUGUAGACAGGCAACGUUCAACACAGUUAAGGUUUGCCAUUUAUCAAAAGGGCAGUAUUAACAACGAUAAAUCCCAGAGUGUGUUUCACAAAUAUUUUCGUAUGGCUUACAGUCGUACUUAAAUGCCGACGUGUUGAUCAAGAAGCAGUAGUGCGCGUUCUCUUGACCUGACCAAUGUGUUGUAACAACUUCAAAGAAAGUUUAGAACAGAAUCAAAUGAAGUGCCAACCAAAGUGUCUGUAUGUACGAAUAAAAAUAUUUGCCGAAUGAUUCUGAACGAAAUUGUGUAAUUGCAGAUGAACCAACGUGAUAAGCAUGCAUGGUAUUUCAUCAGAAUUUGUUAAAUGAAAAUCCCCCGAAUGAUCGCGUAUUUUUGUGUGUGUAUGUAACUGUACCAGAUUUGGAGCUAAGAUGAUGACGAUUAAGCUUGCUUUUAUAGACUUUCUAAUGAAAUCACUUUUGAUAAUACUUGCUUUUGUAUUUGAUAUUUUAAUGGCUGUUUUUCAUUGAAACACGUCGAAAGGUCUAACAUUUCUGUCAAUCUUUGGUCUGUUUUAUUUCCUUUUCACCAGUAUAAUUUGAUUUUAAAAAUGACCUAACAUAAAUCUAAAGUGAACGGUAACUAAUUCAGCAAGUUGGCGCCAGAAUGAAGUAAAAACCAGAAAAGUUAAUGUGCUAAAAACCUUUCAUAGUCACUUG